This is a messenger RNA of Cuscuta campestris, 696 nucleotides long. NCBI's taxonomy places the organism in Eukaryota, Viridiplantae, Streptophyta, Magnoliopsida, Solanales, Convolvulaceae. The record is from the annotation of a GenBank genome assembly.
GCAACCACCGCUGCCGCCAUGCACCCCAUCUCUCUUAAACUUGCCGCCGCUUGCUCAUCGCCGAUCUCCAUUCCACCGCCCACCCCUUUUUUCAAUCGAUUACAAUCGCCACCGCUGCCACUUAAUCGCAACACCAUCGCCACCGUCAUGCACCCCCCACCCCUCUCAGAUUCAUCGUUGCACCAAUGCCUAGCCAUCCCACCUCCAUCUCCCUCCUUCAAAGCCUGAUUUCAAAAGUGGUGCAAAUUGUGAUGCUAGUGUGGGUGAAAAUGGCAGAGAGUGGUGAUGUCGAUGGUAAUGGUGAAAAAUCAAUAGCGGCAAUGGUGGAUUUUGACAGCAGAGGCACAACAGCGACGAAGCAGGGCUUGGCGGUGACAGAGAAUCAAGUGAUAUUGGCAGGGACACGGCGGUGCCAGCGGUUGGAGCGUUGCAACUCGGAGUUAGUGGGCAUCAGCAUCAGCAACAAGCGCGUCCAUCUCAGUGUCGCCGAAGAAGGAGAAGAUGACGAAGAAUCAAGUACCACCGAUGAUGUUCUUUUGCAGCUCGUCAACGAUUAAUCUUUUACCACUAUACAAUCCAAAUGUUUGGCCAAUGUUAUUCAAUAACAUAAUCGAUACCCCCUUUUUUAAAACAAUUUUGUGGGUUGGGAUUUUUUAAAAUUCAAUUUCAUUCAAAAAUUAAAAUGUUGUUUAUCCU